UAAAGUGUCACUGCACUGUCACUGCCAACUGUUAUUGUGGCUGUCAGGCUCCAUCUUAUCUUUCUCUGUUAAUUUUUAUUAUUUGAAUAAUCUAGAUCUACGUCUAUUUCUGAGAAUCUAUUAUUGUGAAGACAAGUGAAAUUUAUAUUCACCAAGAAAUUGAAAUCUAGUUCGGUGAUUUCAAAAUUAUUUGUAAUUUUAUACCUACAUAAGGAACUGAGGAUUGGAUGAAGAGGAAGACCACACGUAAACAAAGGUGUAAAACAUAAAAUACAACGAGAUUAGGUUCUACACCUGAUCAAAGAUUGCAAAAAUGGACCCGUAUCCAUUAAAUGACGUAAUUGAUCUCACAAAUCUUGCUGACUCGUUUACGGACGGAUCACGGACCCAACAUAACCCUGAUGAAGUGAUUGAAUUAGAUAUAGAUUCGGAAGAAUCUUCCGAAUCUAUAUAUAAUGAUAGGGAUCUAUCCGACAACGUUAUAUUUGGAGAAGAAAAUACAAUGGAAGAACUUAUGAACCUCGAAAUUUAUAAAAAUCCUAAGGAGAGAGCAGCAAAACUGAGAAAAUCUGUAAGAAGAAGAGGGAUAGAGCAUGCGCUAAGAAUGGAAAGACUAAAAAAUAUAGAGGAAGCAACUUUAAGGCUCGAACAAGAAACAGAUAAAGAGAAAGCAAGAAAUACAAAACGAGCUGUGAGAGAAAAAUUACGUGCAAUGAGAAAUAAACGAGACAAGUGUACAAUGUGUAACAAUUUACCAAAAGAAACUACAUUUGGGAGUUGUCCCAUAUGUUGGGAGGAGUUAGGGGACGAACCAAUGGCUUCAACAACUUGUGGGCAUGUGUUUUGCAUAGAAUGUAUACGUAGAUAUCUUAGCCAUGAUCCAAAAUGCCCCACUUGCAGACAUGAGUUAGUAGGACCCAAUGUAUAUCAUCCACUUUAUUUAAGCCAAGGAACAUAAGUCAAUAUAUUUCAUAAUUUUUUAGCACAUACUGGAUUAAAUAUUGGUCGUUUUGAUCAGGACCACGGGACAAUAUCAAUUUGUAAAAUUUAAAAUCUUCAAUCAUUUCUCGCAUAAACCUGUCAAGCAUUAGUGUCCCGAAAUGAACUGAGCGAGCCGCUCAGACCGACUAGGAACAAUGAUCUAAAUUGAGUUAAAAUAUAUUUUCCUGUUGUAACUAAUAUCAUAGUGGCCCGGAGGUUUAAGGCGCGCUCUUCUUAUGCAUA
Spodoptera litura is the source of this 1224-nucleotide messenger RNA. RefSeq lists its product as uncharacterized. The record is from RefSeq and is a predicted model, not a curated record. NCBI's taxonomy places the organism in Eukaryota, Metazoa, Arthropoda, Insecta, Lepidoptera, Noctuidae.